AUUCAUAUAAAGCGCUAACAAGAUUCAGACUCUUGUGAAAACUCGAAAGUCAUGCGGAAAGCAUCAUUUAUUUCAAAUACUUCUUGGAUGAUCAAAUCCUUAUCACGACCACAAAAUUAUGUUCAAAGUGCAAGCUAUAUGAAGAUAAAAACACUUCCAAAUUAUGAUGAUAUUGAAUUUCCUGAGAGAAAGAAAUUGCGAUUAAUUGAUAAGACCCCUCAACCUGUUAAGAAUACUAACAGUCACGUAGCAGUACAGCAGAGAAGCGAGGCCAAAUACAGCAGAGGACCAGAUGUGAUCAACAAUAGGCUGAUAUAUGGGCAGUAUGGAGUACAGGCUCUGGAUGGGGGACUAUUAACAGCCAAGCAUUUUGAUUCCUGGCGACUCUACAUCAAUGCUAAACUUACAAAUGACAUGUUUGCCGAAUGGCGUGUGGAACCGCCAUGGAAACCAGUGUCGAAAAAAGGACAAGGAAAGCGUAUGGGGAAAGGGAAAAGCCCCAUUACACAUUAUGUAACCCCUGUCAAGGCAGACUGUAUUAUCAUGGAAAUCGGAGGAAAAAUUGAAUUAAGACAAGUAUAUAAAAUGCUUCGCCAUAUUGCAAAUCAGUGUCCAUUUGAAGCAAGAAUUGUGAGUGAAGGAAUUCUUAAGAAAGAAGAAGAGCAAGAGAACUGGAUCAAAGAUAAUAAUCUAAACCCAUUUUCCUAUGAGUACUGUGCUAGAAACAAUUUCCUGGGAAUCAGGAAGGACCUCAGUCCAUAUGAUUUAAUAUUUUUUGGUAAAUACAGGUAGAAUCAUUUAAUCCUCCAAAGGAUCUAUACAGUUUUGUUUCCCCUCUGUUGAAACUUUACAGAGGAAAGCUCUUUUUUUUACUCUUGUAUGUAAAUAAAUAUGUAACAUGCUUGGUGGAAAAGUUGUUUUGUUUUUUUUGCUGUUCAGGUACCAUAAUAAAAAUUAAUACAUGUAAAACUUCA
Messenger RNA from Saccostrea cuccullata (small rock oyster), 974 nucleotides. Its product is annotated as large ribosomal subunit protein uL16m-like. Gene Ontology annotation, cellular component: ribosome; mitochondrial large ribosomal subunit. Gene Ontology annotation, molecular function: rRNA binding; structural constituent of ribosome. The transcript is spliced from 4 exons. NCBI's taxonomy places the organism in Eukaryota, Metazoa, Mollusca, Bivalvia, Ostreida, Ostreidae. The record is from RefSeq and is a predicted model, not a curated record. Bases 52 to 792 code for a protein of 246 amino acids. Gene Ontology annotation, biological process: mitochondrial translation.